AUGGAGUAUUUCUCUGCUAAGACCAAUUCAACAGACCUACUCCAACAGUUCUCCAAUCAACCGCAAAUAAUUCUCUCCAUGGUCUUGCUCAGCCUCACUUUCUUACUGGGCCUGCCUGGCAAUGGGCUAGUGUUGUGGAUCACUGGCCUAAAAAUGCGCCAGACAGUGAACACAGUUUGGUUUCUACAUCUCACACUGGCAGACUUUCUCUGCUGCCUCUCCCUGCCCUUCUCCCUGGCCCACUUGGCUCUCCAAGGACACUGGCCCUAUGGCCAGUUCCUGUGUAAACUCCUCCCCUCGGUCAUCAUCCUCAAUAUGUUUGCCAGCGUCUUCCUGCUGACGGCCAUCAGCCUGGAUCGCUGUCUCCUAGUGCUCCAGCCAAUCUGGUGCCAGAACCAUCGCAGUGUGAGGACAGCCUAUGCUGUGUGUGGGUGCAUCUGGGCAGCGUCUCUCAUAAUGUGUAUUCCUGUGUUCGUAUACCGGGACGUGAUCACGACAGACCAACGUAGUAUAUGUGAAUACAAUUUUGAUCAACACAGUUCUUUGGACUUUGCAGACUAUUUCUCUAACCUACUGGAAAAUGAGACUCUGGUCCAUGCCACUGUCAAGCUGCCUGACCACCCAUCGCAAGCACCCGAUGACAUUGAUGCUUUUCUUGAUAGGAAUUUUAGCAACUACUUUUAUGGGCUAUAUAUGGAUUAUAAUGAAAGCCUGUCUACAUAUGGUAAUCAAAUGACAAUACCCUGGAUAGCUAUAACCUUCACUAGGCUGGUUGUGGGUUUCCUGCUACCCUCUCUCCUCAUGAUCGUGUGUUAUAGCCUCGUUAUCUUCCGAAUACGACAGGGCCGCUUUGCCAAGUCUUGGAGCAAAACUUUUCGAGUGGCUGUGGUGGUGGUGGUGGUCUUCCUUAUCUGCUGGACUCCCUACCAUGUCUUUGGAGUGCUGACGUUGUUUGCUGUCCCAGGAACUCCCUUUCAGCAAGUGCUGCUGUCCUGGGAUUCUGUGUCCCUUGCUCUAGCCUCUGCCAACAGUUGCUUCAAUCCCUUCCUCUACGCCCUCCUGGGGAAAGAUGUUAGGAAGCAAGCCAAGCAGUCUCUGCAGGGCAUUCUGGAAGCAGCCUUCAGUGAGGAGGUCACACACUCUACCAUCUGUACUGCAAACAAAGUCUCUCUGGAUAAAACCUAUGUCACUACAACUGUGUGAAUUUAGGGAGCAGUUGACACAAUUUUCGGGUGUUUACUCAGUGCGGUGUAUUUCUAGAAGGACAAGGUGAGCAGGGUUUU
This is a messenger RNA of Condylura cristata (star-nosed mole), 1283 nucleotides long. RefSeq names its product complement component 3a receptor 1 (gene C3AR1). The record is from RefSeq and is a predicted model, not a curated record. Gene Ontology annotation, cellular component: plasma membrane. Gene Ontology annotation, biological process: inflammatory response; chemotaxis; positive regulation of cytosolic calcium ion concentration. The transcript has a single exon. The coding region runs from base 1 to 1203 and encodes 400 amino acids. Lineage: Eukaryota; Metazoa; Chordata; Mammalia; Eulipotyphla; Talpidae. Gene Ontology annotation, molecular function: G protein-coupled receptor activity; complement component C5a receptor activity; complement component C3a receptor activity.